Molecule: messenger RNA, 1802 nt
Organism: Vitis riparia (riverbank grape)
Lineage: Eukaryota; Viridiplantae; Streptophyta; Magnoliopsida; Vitales; Vitaceae
Product: probable transcription factor KAN2
Exons: 6
Coding region: 316-1341 (341 amino acids)
Biological process (GO): regulation of DNA-templated transcription; abaxial cell fate specification
Cellular component (GO): nucleus
Molecular function (GO): transcription cis-regulatory region binding
Source: RefSeq, a predicted model, not a curated record
CUCUCUCCCCCUCACUCUCUCUCAAAAUAGUGCCAUUCCCCUCUAUCUCUGUACCUCUCUCUCUCUCUCUCAAAAUAGAGUGUCAUUUUCUCACAUAUACUUCACACAAACAAGCAAGAGACUUAACUAUUCACUUCUCACCUUUUCAUCUCUCUCUUUCCAUCUCUCUCUGCAACUACUCCCUCCCUUGAUAAACUGUCUGAACAAAACCCAGAAAUCUUACCAGAGAAUUCAUCACCAACACCACCAAAAACCCUCAUACAAACAGCUUCACAACCAAACAAAGCCCAGAGAAGAAGGUAAGAGAAGAGAAGAAUGGAGCUUUUUCCAGCACAACCUGAUUUAUCCCUCCAAAUUAGCCCACCAAACACCAAACCCACAUCAAGUUGGAGUAGAAGAGAUCAUCAAGAGGCGGAUUUAGGGUUUUGGAGAAGUUCCAUGGAUUCCAACAAAGCCACUCCUUCUUCGCGAAAACCCGACACCGCCUCCGACCUCUCCCUCGCAAAUCCAAAGGCCUUGGAGCCCUCCUCCAACCACAUCCACCCACUCCACCCCAAGUAUCACACACUCUUGGCUCCAUCGCAACUACAACAGAAAUAUCAUCAUCAUCAAGAAGGCCUUCACCAACAAAUUGGCUUCCUUAGACCUAUCAGAGGAAUCCCCAUAUACCAAAGCACCCCUCCUUCAUUCUCCUUCCCUCACCAACACUCAUUGGACUCAUCUCCAUCUACAAUAUCCACCACCUGCUUCAACUCCAAUGGCCUCCAGCGAUCGCGAUUCAUAUCAAGAUUUCCCACCAAGAGAAGCAUGAGGGCUCCCCGAAUGCGGUGGACUACCACCCUACAUGCCCGCUUCGUCCACGCCGUCGAGCUCCUCGGUGGCCAUGAAAGAGCUACACCCAAGUCAGUUCUUGAGCUCAUGGAUGUGAAGGAUCUCACUUUGGCUCAUGUGAAAUCCCAUUUACAGAUGUAUCGGACCAUUAAAACCACCGACAGGCCUCCAGCUUCGUCAGGACAAUUGGAUGGAUUAGAAGGGAGGUUAGCAGGCGAGCUUUCGGAGGACAACAUGGUGGAUAUCGAGAAGAACCCGCAAAGAUGUGAGCUUGUUCAUCAGAGAAGACUGGGUUUUGAUCAAGAUUUGGACUCCUGCAGCCUCUGGAAAAAUUCUUCAAGGGAUGAUGCUUGGUUGCAUGGAAAGCCUAGAGAUUCUAGAGGAAGCACAACCCCUUUUGAGGAUACUGCAAGCCAUGAAAGAGUAGUGAUGGAUGUGAACUCAACAAGCUUUUCAAGAAUGAGCCCCAAGAAACCCAAUUUGGAGUUCACUUUAGGGAGGUCACAAUGAGCAUAUUUCCUAGGAACCCUAAGUACUCAUUCCAAAAUCAUUAUAUUUAUGAUGUUUUGAAGAGAGUGAUGGGAAAUGGGAAUCAGGUACCCUCUUAAAAAUUGAAGAGAAAGAAAGAGAAAGAAGAUGAAGAAAAGAAAAAGAAAAGAGAAGAAAGAAAAAGACAAGGAGACAAAAGAGACAGAAAGCAGAUAAAGGAGUAUCAUUCUGUGACACCCAAAUCAUAAUCUUAUUAUAUUCAUAUAUAGGUAUAUACAUAUAUUUAUAUAUAUGAAAUCUAAUUGAUUUUGUGUUUUUCUUUUCCAUGGCACUUUAAGGGAGAGUGAAAGAGAAAAGAAAGAGAGAGAGAGAGAGAGAGAGAAAAGGAGAUUGAACCUUGGUAAUUGUGAAUCUUCUGUUGUUUGGGCCCCCUUGUACCUAAUACAACUUGUGAGUGUGUGACACCCAUUAUUUCAUUUUCA